Molecule: messenger RNA, 2223 nt
Organism: Oryzias melastigma (Indian medaka)
Lineage: Eukaryota; Metazoa; Chordata; Actinopteri; Beloniformes; Adrianichthyidae
Gene: tekt2
Product: tektin 2 (testicular)
Exons: 10
Coding region: 116-1393 (425 amino acids)
Biological process (GO): cilium movement involved in cell motility; cilium assembly
Cellular component (GO): microtubule cytoskeleton; nucleus
Source: RefSeq, a predicted model, not a curated record
AAACUGCACCGGACGCUGUUGCCGUGGAGACCGGGCCAGCACCGGCCGAGCGAGCGAGCGAGAGUUCCUGUGACCGAAACAUCAAACGUGGGAAUUCUGCUUCGCUCUACUAAAGAUGCUUCCAGUCAAGCCUGCUUUGCGCUGCAGCGUGUCCGAGUGGAACAACAACAACCUCCAGCUGUGGGCCGAAGCUCAGCAGCAGAGGCAGGUCUCUGGUGAGAUCAGACAGGAGUGCAGGUCGCUGCGUAAUGAGACCCACAGCAAGACGGUCUGGGAUGAGAAGGAGACGUCUCGGCGUCUCACUGAGCGUGUCUGGGAUGUCUCCAGGUGGAGGGACUUGCUGCAGAGCUGCGCUCAGAAAGUGGAUGAAGAGAUGGAUGCUCUGACGCUGUCCAAAGAGCUGACUGAGCAGGCCCUUGCCGCCACCGCCACCCCCCUGGAGGUCAGCACCGAGUGCCUGAUGCUGAGAGAGGGGCGGCGUGGGUACGAACUGGUCGCCGACCCUGUGGAGGAGCAGCUGCAGAAGGAGGUGGAGCUGAUUGAGAGAGUGCAGCGGACUCUGCAGCAGCACAUCGAUGAGGCCUUUCAGCAGCUGUGCAUCCUGCAGGAGGCGCGGCACCAGCUCACCGCCGACCUCCAGAACAAGACGGAAGCACUGGAUAUCGAUAAAUCCUGCCUGACCCUUACAAUAGCAUCACCUCACAUCUCCCUGAAGACCAACCCCACCCGCAUACCAUCAGGUUCCUCCACCCCUCAGGAGUGGGUACAGCUCAGCAGCCACAAUGUGGUCCAAGCCGAGGAGGCCAUGAGGUCAUCCCAGCAGAUGAGGGAGGACAUGAGCCUCAGCAGAGCCCAGCUGCAGAACGAACUGGAGGCGGAGAGCAGAGCUACAGAGUUUGCUCUGCGCAAACGCAGUCAUCACGAGGAGCAGGCGCGGGACGAGCUGCAGUGGCAGAUACGAAAUACGGAAGCGGAAAUUGCUGAAAUGGAGAGCGACAUCCAGGAACUGGAUGCAGACCUGCAGGCCAAAACCGCCCCCUUGAAGCUGGCUCACACCCGACUAGAGAACAGGACCCGCAGACCCGGGGGGGACCUGUGCAGGGACGAGGUGCAGCACAGCCUGGUUGCAGAGGUGGAGCAGCUGGAGGCCACUGUGCUGGCUUUGCAGCAGAAGCUCUCCAAGGCUCAACACUCUCUGCAGAACUUAAGGCUCCAUCACGAUCAAAUGCUGCAGGAUCUAUCCAGAAAACAGGAGGCUCUGUCGCUGGAGCAGCGCAGCCUGAGCACCCGGACCCGCCUCACAUCGGGCUCCAACCCAGUAAGGGUGGUGGCGCCGGCGGUCCCGUUAAUGAACUCCUGUGGGAGGAGCAACCUGCAGCUGUUGGCCGAGUGAGACCCCUCCCCUCCCUGCGUUGUUGUCCAUGUUUUUCUCGUGUCCUUAUCAACUCUUAACUGCGCUCCAAAUUCUGCUCGAAAGCUGCCGGGUCGCUAGGUGUUUACCAUCUGCACUUGUUUUCCAAAAGGCCAGGCGAGUCUUAUCAAGCUUGGGCUUUAAUGGCUGUGUUUGGCUUCGUCUUAUUGUUUGAUCAACUGAUGCGAUUUGGAGCAUAAAGCAGGAGUAAUGACGUGAACUUUGACUCGGCUUUAGAUAAAUCGGGCAGUAAAGUCCAAGGACUAAAGGGCAGAAAUGUCAGCAGCUAAACUGGACUUAGGUGCAAAUUUUGGCUUUCUGACAAUCAUUUUUUCAAAUAUUUAAAUUAGUGUGUCAUCACAGGAAUUUUUUUAAUGACUGCAGGAAGUGACCACAAACAGUGGGGACUCAGGCGUGGCCAGAGCUAUCGAAUACUUCCAAAACACAGUGGGAGGGGGGUCAUGACAGGGAUGGUACAGGGGAUGGACAUACAGAUGACAAUCAAAAUAUGUUUUUACAUUUUCAUAUAUAAACCAUGUCUUCAAGAACCAAUUUGACAAAGAAAUUCCAUUAAUUACAACAUAAAUAAUUCAGCUGGUAAAAAAAGUUGAUAUCAGAGGCUUUAACUUUACAAAACAAAUCCCGAGUGAAUUUUCUCCAAAGCUUUACUAUCUACAUCCCUUUUUCUCGGGCUUUGAAUUCAUGUUUUAACUAAACAUUUACUGUACUUUGAUUUUUGAUUACUUUGACUGUUUGGUUUUCCCUAAUUGAAUGAAGCAAUUUAAUAAAGUAUUGUGUUUGUAAAAAGUGUA